Notolabrus celidotus (New Zealand spotty) is the source of this 2273-nucleotide messenger RNA. RefSeq names its product ankyrin repeat and SOCS box containing 15a (gene asb15a). The record is from RefSeq and is a predicted model, not a curated record. Gene Ontology annotation, molecular function: protein binding. The transcript has 9 exons. NCBI's taxonomy places the organism in Eukaryota, Metazoa, Chordata, Actinopteri, Labriformes, Labridae. Gene Ontology annotation, cellular component: cytoplasm. The coding region runs from base 236 to 1942 and encodes 568 amino acids. Gene Ontology annotation, biological process: intracellular signal transduction.
GGAGAAGGACCUAGAUUUGCAUGAAACCUGCAGUCUUCCACAUGACCAGCAGAGGGUGAUAAGCUCACCUCUCCCUCGUUUGAGUACCUCAGUGAACACUUUCCAGCUUGGCAACCACCCGGAUUCUGACUCUGGCUAUAAUCAACAAACCUUUGUGCUCUUUAAAUCAACGCUCCAAAGUUGUGACCGUGUGCGUGUGUGUGUGUGUGUGUGUGUGUGUACCUGUGUGAGUAGGAUGGAUGCAGCUGACGACAUGGACGAAGACGAACUCCUGGAGUACAACGUUCAGAUGAGCAUUCAGGAGUCGUGUCAGAUGAACCGUCUCAGGGGAUCAGAGAGGAGGGAACUUCUGAAGGUCGUGGGCGCCAUCAAACGAGGUGACAUGUUGACUCUGCAGGAGCUCUGCGACUCCCCUGGAGUUUUCAGUCAGGUGGACGAGACAGGAUGGUAUCCUCUGCACUGGGCGGCGGUCCAACCCGUGGUCCAGGUCCUGGAGAUGGUGCUGCACGCUUCUUACAGUCUGACUCUGGAGGAGAAGACGUCCGAGGGAGAGACCUUCGUGACGUUAGCCGUGAAAGACGACCUGGUUGACAACGUGAAGCUGUUACUGAAGCAUGGAGCUUCUCCUCACGCCACCAACAGCACCAACGAAUCCCCUCUGCUCCUAGCAGUCAGAGCCGGAUCUUAUCGGAUGGCGUCCACCCUGAUCACCGGAGGAGCCCGGGUGGAGCAGGUGUGUCUGAAGAAGUGGACGGCCAUGCACGAGGCCUCCAGGGCCGGCUGUGCUCACGUGAUGGAGCUCCUCCUGCAGAAGGGAGGUCAGGUGUCUGAGACAGACCAGCAUGGGGUCACUCCUCUGGGCAUCGCCGCAGAGUACAGCCACCCUGAGGUCCUGGAGCUCCUCAUCAAACACGGUGCGGAUGUGAACGCCCAGGCACCGAAUGGCGACAGCGUCCUGUACGAUGCUGCUGGUUCAGGGAAUCCGGACUGCAUCGACAUCCUGCUGCAAAACGGAGCCAAUCCGAACCUCCGCAACCUGAGCUCACAGCUGCCCAUCCACCACGCCGCACACGAGGGACACUACCUAGCUUUAAGGAUCUUCAUCCCGAUCACCACUCGACGAGCCCUGCGUCUCUCCGGCCACAGCCCCGUCCACUCCGCCGCUGACGGAGGCCACGCCCACUGCCUGGAGCUCCUGCUGCAGAGCGGCUUCGACGUCGACGCCCAGUUAGCACCUCACAUCUCAGAAAACUACGGCGACAUGAGGAGAAGUCCGCUCUACUUUGCCGUCUCCAACGGUGACGCCACCUGCACCGAGAUUCUGCUGCGGUCGGGGGCCAGACCCGACCUGGACCCGCUGCGCUGCCUCCUGGUGGCGGUCAGAUCGGGGCGGUACGAGAUCGUGAAGCUGCUGCUGGCGGCCAAAGCGGACGUGAACUGUUACUUCACGGUGGUGAACGACACGGUGUUCCCCACGGCGCUGCAGUACUGCCUGAAGGACGAGGUGAUGAUGAGGCUGCUGCUCAACAACGGCUACGACGCCGAGAAGUGUUUCUGCUGUAACCACGAUGACGACGACUGGGAGGACCUGAGUGAGUUUGGUUACUCACAACAGGAGGAAAAAGUCCCUUUCUGUGACUUUGUCAGCGUCUCCUGGCUGGUGAACCUGGUCGGCCGGGUGGUCUCGAUCCUCCUCCAGUACGUGGGUCCAGUUUCCCUCUGCAGCAAACUGACCCGCAUCCUGGAGCAUCAACAGGAGUGGCCUCACAUCCACGGGACCGUCAGUAACCCUCGCUCCCUGGCUCACCUGAGCAGAGUGGUGAUCAGGAAACACCUGAGCUGCAGGAGUCUGACGUCGGUCCUGCUGCCCAACAGGCUGAAGGACUUCCUGCUGUUCAGAGACGACGACCUGUAUGCCAAAAUCAUCUGCAGGGAGGACUGAGGACUUCGUCUUUAAACUAUUCUAUCAAGAUACUUCCAGGAAGGUUUCAGAGACAAAUAGUCAAAUCUGAAGUCAUCUCUCGUACUAGAACUAGAAGAGCUCAACGUCUCUCUGCAGGGUCAGAUCUCCUGUAUCUCUGUUAAUGUUUGUUUUUAAGCUGUAUGAUGGGCAUUACCAAAGGUUAUCACUGUCCAUGUUCAUUCUAGAGUCAUUACACAACCAUGUAGCGGUGCAACUAAAAACUACACACCAGUGUUUCAAAUAAAGGCCUGGUUCUCUUGUAAUGCAGUUAAAUAUAGAUCUCUGCUAGCUGUGUAAACUGAUGUCAUGC